CAUAGAUCACAGUAAAAACGAAAAUAGUUGACACCACCGCUAUGAUUUAUUUCCUGCAUCGCCUGUUAUUGUCAAGAGUUUUGUCGUAGAUGUAGAUCGGACCAAAUGCAUAGCAAGAAUACACUUAUUGUACCAGCUUGAUAUGGUUCCUGCUAAUAAUGACCGAAAGACCAGGAGUCUUAGAUCAUUUCAAAUUGGACGAUUUGAAUUUGGAUUCAAAGUUAGAUCUACCAAAGAUGAAAAUCAAAAUAUUUCGUUUGCCUGGCUACUUAUUGAUAUACUUUGAUCCGAAAAAUUGUUUGGUGAAUACACUUGAUUGAUGAACAUGCAAAAUUAUUAAUUUCAUCAGGAAACUACAAAAAUGGAAGGAGAAUUAACUUGUGGAAUUUGCUUGGAAUUUUUUGACAAUCCCCUUAUGUUACCAUGCAGUCACAAUUUCUGCAAGAAAUGCCUUGAAGGAAUCAUCAAUGCUAGACAAGGCUACCGCUUGAGACGUGGUCCAGGCGUCAACAUUGACUGUCCUCUCUGCCAGAGACACUGGUCCUUGGACAAUGGGCUAGAGGGAUUACCAGGAAACCUAACACUUGACAACAUUAUCUCGCAUUACAAGUCCAAAGGAGCAGUGCCUUACAGUGAAGCGUCAUGGAACUCUGAUUUAGAUAUUACAGAAGUAAUAUGCAAAAUGCAUGAUGAACCAAUGAUUUUUUAUUGCCUGACCUGUGAUUCUGCUGUAUGUAAAGAAUGUGCCUGCUGCAUUGAGAAAGGAUCAAAGACAUCUCAUCGCUGUACCCAAAUAAAGGAGCAUGCAUCAAACCUUCAGGCCACAAUUUCUAGUAAGCUGACGGAAGUGAAGAAAAAGGUGAUUCCUCUAAAUGAUCGUAUACAGGUGCUGGAGGACAUCAUCAGGGGAAUUGAUGCGAACCAGCAGAAGGUGGAGAAACAACUAGUGUUAGAGAUUUCCUCCCUUGUUUCCCUUCUUAACAGUCGUCAGGAGGAGCUGACACGCCUUCUUGGUAAUGACAUCCUAGACAUCCGUCGACCUGUGGAGGACCAUUUAAGGCGGUACAAGAACCUCCAGACAACCAUACAGGAACAUUUCAAAAAGCUCAGUAUGGUCAAGGGUACAAAGGACGUUAGUCUGAGGAUUAAGCUGAUGCAGGACUCUGAAAAGCAGCUGAACAGUCUGCUGUGUUUUGACCUGGCCUGGUUUUCGUCCAAUGAUAUGCCGGCAGUAGACAUGCCCUCCUGGUUACUACAGAAACACAAUAUUGAGCAGAAGAUUUCAGAAUUUAAAUGGCAAAAAAAAGGUGGGGAUGGUACCAGGCCACUGAUGCCCCUUGUGCCCUUACAGAUGCCAGUGCUUAGCCAAUCAGAACCUAUGUCAAUGGGAUUCGGCAGUCGGUGUAGCAGUGCAGAAAGAGACUCUCCAGAAUUGAUCAAAACACCAAUAGUUUCUGGAUUUGAUUCUGGAUUUAAAGUUGCCAGAGGACCACAAGAUGCUGGGAAGAAAUUUUCACCAGAAAUUGCCAAAUUACCUGUUGCCCCAGGAUUGGACUCAUUCCUUCAGCAAACAAGUGAAGCCUCCUCCUCACCGUUCGCUUUGCCUCAGUGUAGUACUAACUCAAGGACAGACACUUCCGGUACCAGUAUGUCUUUCAGUGUACCGAAAUCUAGACGUUCUGACGGCAGUGUGGAUGUCUCUUUCCCAGCAGGGGGAGGUACAAAACUUUUCAGUCUGUCGCUUUCAGGGAAAGGAGGUCCUCCCAAUGUAGUUAGAGCUCCAACAAGUGUUACCAUGACAACACAGAAGCCUGUCUCUACUACACAAACAGCAAUACCUGCAAAGCCAAUGGGUGCAAGUUCUACUUUUAAGUUUGAGAGUGUAACAGAUCCAAGUGGUGCUGCAUCAGCCGCCACAUCUGGGGCAAGACAAGGACAUACUGGUAGGAAGUACCCAACAUUAACAACCUCUGAUUUUAUACCAAGAAAAACAGUGUCAGGUAAAUCAAGCUUUGUAAUGGCACAGGAACAGCCGAUGGAGAUUGUGUCCGAGUCCAGCUCCAUGGCUAGUAGUAUUUCUGUGUCAGUCAACAGUGAUGGCCCUGGCAAUGUGUCUACUGUUACCUCUGGACUGGACAAACUUUCGUUGUCAGACGCGCAGACUGCUUUACCAUCAGUCCCAGUUAUUUCUCCCUCAAUCAACCAGAACACACCCCUUGAAGUUAAGUUUCCAGUCUUUCCAGGAAAUCCUAAUCCUUCAAAUUCCAGUUCAGGAAAUGUUUCAAGUGGAGCUAUUUCCUUUAGAGUUUCUCUUGGUCAGAGCUUGCCACCAUACUCUCCUCCAACUGUCAGCAUGACAGAACAGUCAGCAAGCCUGACUCGUUCUUCUAAUGACAAUUUUAAUACACAGUCAAAUAUUCCAAUGAAGGGAGAUAACUCAUCUAGACAAAUAGCAUGCGGAGCAUCUGGUUCAAAGACAGAAUCACCUAGUGUCACCACUUUGACAUUUGGUGUGAAACCUAAAACCAGUAGUGGCUUCAUUUUUCCUAGCAACCAAAACCUGUUGAAGCCAGUAGUUAGUGCUGCUACCAUGACAACCACUUCAGUCACAUCUGCAGUUCCUGUUUCUCAGUCUGCCACUUACAAUGCAGCACCAGGUGUGUCUGUUUCCCUGAAUUCAUCUAAUCACACUACCCGAAGAGCUAGUGCCCCUGUUGUGACAAUAGCCAGAGGAAAGAGCGAAGAGGAAACAAGGUCCGCAACUGAUGGAGGAACUUCAAACUUUGGAGAUGGUCUGCCAAAACUUUCAUCGAGGGAUUUUUCACCUUCAAGGACUGGAUCUCCACCUAGACCUGUUACCUACCGACGCAUUGUUAAACCAAAGACCAAGUUACCUCGAAAAUGACAAUUAUUUUUAAAACCUACAAUUUGUCCUAUGGAUAUUUAGUUUUUACAAUAUAGUUUUAAUUUAUUUAUCACAGUAAAUCUGUCCCAAUUGUCAAGUGCUUAGUGAACUUAGUCUGACCACCAUAUUUAAAUUUAUCCUUAAAUUAUUUGCAUCAAAAAAGAGCGUUUAGAUCUUAGUUUAUGAAAUGGUAAACUUAAAACUUUUCUCGUGAGCUUACCUAUUAAUUUUAGAUACAAAUUAAUAAUUUAGAUUUUUUUCAAUUGUGAAAAAAACUCAAAUUUGACAUCAAUGUUUUAAUUGUUUUUGUUAUAUUCAAAUGUUCAUUUUGCACAGUAGUGUGAUAUAUUUGAACAGAGAAAAUAUAGUUCAAUCAAUUCUGUCUAAAUUGUUAUUAAUGAUUUUGGAUUUCAUGUGUGACAUGUUACUUAACAAUCUUGAUUAAUUUAGCUUUAAUUUAGAUUACCAGGCUCAAGUAAAAUAUAUCUACUUCCUUAAAGAUCAAGCACAGCUAAGAUUUGUAUUACAGAUUUAAAUGUUAGGAAAACAAGAUGUGAGAGUAAGAUCUGGUUUGGAUAUAUUGUGUAACAGAGAAAGGAUUCUACAGAGUGUGUACAUAGACAACUGAUAAAAACAACAGUUCUGUAGAUAGACAACUGAUAAAAGCAACAGUUCUGUAGAUAGACAAAUGAUAAAAACAACAGUUCUGUAGAUAGACAACUGAUAAAAACACAACAGUUCUGUACAUAGACAACUGAUAAAAACAACAGUUCUAUAGAUAGAGCGCUGAUAAAAACAACAGUUCUGUAGAUAGACAACUGAUAAAAACAACAGUUCUGUAGAUAGAACGCUAACUAUCCAACAUUACUCUGACACUGUGAAGAUUGUAUAAUUUUGUUUCACCAAUAGAUUAGAUAGCAUACAAGUGAACCUAUAUUAUUAAAUUUAAUUCAAUUUAUCAAUUAACUAAGGUAUGUUAUACGCGGACAGAGAGUAAACUUGAAGAAGUGUUCCCCAUUGACAUCUGUAAGUUAGUAAAAUGGUUAAAUAGCGAUACAGGCUUGUGAUAUGGAACUAUAUCUUUGUGUCAAACAUUUUGAUGUUGAUUUUGUGUGCACUAUCAUAAAAAAAUUAACAAUGUACGUUAUAAAAAUUGGUCAGCUUGCACUAAGUCUAUUCCGUCUUUUCGUAUUGCAGAGUUAUCUGCUCUUGUG
Messenger RNA from Mizuhopecten yessoensis (Yesso scallop), 4119 nucleotides. RefSeq names its product transcription intermediary factor 1-alpha-like. Gene Ontology annotation, molecular function: zinc ion binding. Bases 362 to 2905 code for a protein of 847 amino acids. The record is from RefSeq and is a predicted model, not a curated record. Lineage: Eukaryota; Metazoa; Mollusca; Bivalvia; Pectinida; Pectinidae. The transcript has 5 exons.